This is a messenger RNA of Nerophis lumbriciformis (worm pipefish), 3616 nucleotides long. RefSeq names its product cholecystokinin B receptor b (gene cckbrb). Gene Ontology annotation, cellular component: plasma membrane. NCBI's taxonomy places the organism in Eukaryota, Metazoa, Chordata, Actinopteri, Syngnathiformes, Syngnathidae. The record is from RefSeq and is a predicted model, not a curated record. Gene Ontology annotation, biological process: neuropeptide signaling pathway. Gene Ontology annotation, molecular function: neuropeptide receptor activity; gastrin receptor activity.
GCAAGGCUCUUCCUCCCAUUUCAUGCACAAAAUAACUUUCCUUAUUGAGCAAGUUGGGGGGGAAAUUAAGAAGCAUGCAUGCAAACAUGCAUGGCAGCACAUUAGAUGCUGCAAUGAGAUCUGUCAAAUAAGACGCCUGCAGCUGAACUUUUAACAAGCUUGGAGGGACAGCGAGACAGAAGAAUUAUGGACUUGUUUGCGGCAAACGAGACGUUCUCAGAGUGUGCAGGAACGCAUACUUUUGCAGCCCAGAACGGGAGCUCGGAGACGUCCAACCUGAGCUGCAGCAACAUCUCCACGCCGCUCACACCUCGCAGUGUGCGACCAGCGGAUGAUAACCACACACUGAGGAUCCUUCUGUACGCCCUCAUCUUCUUCCUAAGCGUGUUUGGGAACCUGCUGAUCAUCCUGGUUCUGACGGCCAACAAGCGCAUGCGGACAGUCACCAACACCUUCCUGCUGUCGCUGGCCGUCAGUGACCUGAUGAUGGCGGUCUUCUGCAUGCCCUUCACCCUCAUCCCCAACAUCCUCAAGGAUUUCAUCUUCGGCGCCCUCAUGUGCAAGAUAGUGACCUAUCUGAUGGGUAUAUCAGUGAGCAUCUCUACGUUCAGCCUGGUCGCCAUAGCGAUUGAGCGCUACAGUGCCAUAUGUAACCCACUGAAGUCAAGGGUGUGGCAGACACGCUCACAUGCUUACCGGGUGAUUGCGGCGACAUGGCUGCUGGCUCUCUUCAUCAUGAUCCCGUAUCCAGUGGUCAGUCAUCUGGACUCCUUUCAGCGACCCGACAACACCACCGCCCACCAGUGUCGCUGCAAGUGGCCGGUCAUCAUGGCCGAGCAGACCUGGUACAUUCUGCUGCUGCUUUUGCUGUUUGCCAUUCCGGGGGUGGUGAUGAGUGUGGCCUAUGGACUCAUCUCCAGGGAACUUUAUCGAGGGAUCCAGUUUGAGAUGGGACACAAAAAAGACUCUACAGACGUGAAGAAUGGCUUAACGUCAGCAAUGACCAAUGGCAACGACGAUGGAGAUGGCUGCUAUGUCAAUGCCCAACGUCCCUACGGGCUGGAAAUGUCCGCCAUGACUGCCUCUGUCAAGACUCCCAAGGCGGACCGACCACGAAGCAACACAUCAGGGGCAAAGCUCGAGGCAAAGAAGCGAGUUAUCCGCAUGCUGGUGGUGAUCGUGGUCCUGUUCUUUCUGUGUUGGAUGCCGCUGUACUGUGCCAACACGUGGCGAGCUUUCGAUGGCAAAUCUGCCAAACAAGCCCUCUCUGGAACGCCUAUUGCUUUUAUCCAUUUGCUCAGCUACACCUCUGCUUGUGUCAACCCCAUCAUCUACUGUUUCAUGAACACCCGUUUCCGAAAGGCUCUGCUUGCCACGUUUUCCUGUUGCUUCGCCCCUUGCCGUCGCCAUCGCCGCCGCCGUCACGGGCUUCGGGACAACGAGGACGACGCUACGGCCAUGGGACCCUCCAUGUCCAAGUUCAGUUACACUACAGUCAGCACUAUGGGAACUUGCUGAGGCUGAUCGAGGUGGUUCCAGCACAGAUCAUCUAUUGUGUUUAGACAAAGGGAUGGAAUUUGCCGUGAUGUAGCACUAGCAGCAUAGAAUAGCUGUUUUUACAUUGUAAAUACCUUCAUUUCUAUAUACAAACACACCAAGACCAUCAAAUGUUGCUUAACUUGCAUUUUGUAACUGGAUUUGCAUUAUUGUAUUCAUUUUAUUUCAUACAUUUCAGUCAGUUGUUUAUAUGUUUGUGACUGAUUCAGCUGCCUUGCGUAUUCUGUAUAAGUGCCUGCUUUUUUCAAUGAUAACAUUAUCCCGGUACAGUGCUGUUAAAAGAAACUGCAAAUCAUGAACAAUUUGGGUUAAUUAAUCUAAAUGUGUGGUCUACAAGGAUCAGUGAGGGUGCCACUAAGCCCAGUGUUAAGAAUCAGCAACCAGUUCCUCUGUAAUUUAAUUUAUCACAAAUAUACUGUGCAUCUUUAUCAUCUUAAUAAUCAUCUAAAAAUUUAACUGCAUAUGCACAAAUUCUCCACACAGGAAAAUUAAGGGGGAACAUUAUCACCAGACCUAUGUAAGCGUCAAUUAAUACCUUGAUGUUGCAGAAAAAAGACCAUAUAUUUUUUUAACCGAUUUCCGAACUCUAAAUGGGUGAAUUUUGGCAAAUUAAACGCCUUUCUAUUAUUAUCAGCUCUGUUAUUUUCCGUUUUUUUCGACUGUUUUCCGUACCUUGGAGACAUCAUGCCUCGUCGGUGUGUUGUCGGAGGGCGUAACAACACGAACAGGGACGGAUUCAAGUUGCACCAGUGGCCCAAAGAUGCGAAAGUGGCAAGAAAUUGGACGUUUGUUCCGCACACUUUACCGACGAAAGCUAUGCUACGACAGAGAUGGCAAGAAUGUGUGGAUAUCCUGCGACACUCAAAGCAGAUGCAUUUCCAACGAUAAAGUCAAAGAAUUCUGCCGCCAGACCCCCAGGAAAAGAGAGCGGAUGAGGGUAUGUCUACAGAAUAUAUUAAUUGAUGAAAACUGGGCUGUCUGCACUCUCAAAGUGCAUGUUGUUGCCAAAUGUAUUUCAUAUGCUGUAAACCUAGUUCAUAGUUGUUAGUUUCCUUUAAUGCCAAACAAACACAUACCAAUCGUUGGUUAGAAGGCGAUUGCCGAAUUCGUCCUAGCUUUCUCCCGUGUCGCUGGCUGUCGUGUCGUUUUUGUCGGUUUCGCUUGCAUACGGUUCAAACCGAUAUGGCUCAAUAGCUUCAGUUUCUUCUUCAAUUUCGUUUUCGCUACCUGCCUCCACACUACAACCAUCCGUUUCAAUACAUGCGUAAUCUGUUGAAUCGCUUAAGCCGCUGAAAUCCGAGUCUGAAUCCGAGCUAAUGUCGCUAUAAUUUGCUGUUCUAUCCGCCAUGUUUGUUUGUAUCGGCAUCACUAUGUGACGUCACAGGAAAAUGGACGGGUGUAUAUAACGAUGGCUAAAAUCAGGCACUUUGAAGCUUUUUUUAGGGAUAUUGCGUGAUGGGUAAAAUUUUGAAAAAAACUUCGAAAAAUAAACUAAGCCACAGGGAACUGAUUUUUAAUGGUUUUAACCCUUCUGAAAUUGUGAUAAUGUUCCCCUUUAACGAUCGAUAUAAAAGAGCUUUUCUUCCUAUUACUCACAUACACUGUACAUAAAGAUGGGUGGAAUGACCUGAAAUCUACAUUGCCAUAUAUUGCAGCCUCCUGCGAUAACAAUAUAUUUCACGAUAUAGUAUUUGGUAUGUAAAUGAUAAUAGAACCAUUUCAAAAUGAGUUGCAAAGCUCCUAACCUAUGUGGUAACAAUUAUGACAUUUCAGCUUGUAUUAUUUUGUCAAAACUAUUAUUAAUCUACUUGCUCAGUUACUGUUAACAUCUGGUUACUUUCGGUUAUAACAUGGUUAUAUCUACACUUUUGUUAAAAUGUACUUAGACCUUAUUCUUCUGUUUGAAUACUGGUUUUGGGAGAUACUACAAAUUUAGGUAUCGAUCCAAUACAAAGUAAUUACAUGGGCAGUAUUGAUAAUAACAAAGCUGUUACUGAUACUUACAAUUUUCAAGAUUAUUUACUUUUGAUCACAAUUAUAAUCAGACAAAAAAAAACAG